This is a messenger RNA of Adineta steineri, 972 nucleotides long. NCBI's taxonomy places the organism in Eukaryota, Metazoa, Rotifera, Eurotatoria, Adinetida, Adinetidae. The record is from the annotation of a GenBank genome assembly.
AUGAAUAUAACAAAUAAUAUAAAUUCUAACGAUCAAUUAUUUAUUGAUACUUUAAAAUUAUUACAAAAACAAUUAACUUAUACUGUAUUAGUAUCACUAUUUAUUAUCGGAAAUAUUGGAUGUAUACUUAAUACAAUGAUUUUUCGUUGUUCAAAUUUAAUCUCAUCAUCAUGUUCACAUUAUUUUCUGGCAUCAUCAUUUGCUAAUGUAUUUCAACUUAAUAUUGGUCUUGCUAGUACAAUACUUGAUUAUGGUUUUAAUAUUCAUCCAUUUCAUACAUCAUCUAUUCUAUGUAAAUUUCGUAAUUAUUCAAUUAAUAUUGGUGGUUUUCUAUCUCAAACAUAUAUACUUUUAGCUUGUAUUGAUCGUUAUUUAGUAAGUGUCAAUAAAACUCGUUAUCGACAAAUAUUAACAAUAGCAAUGGCACAUAAAAUUAUUUAUUUUAUUGUUUGUUUUUGGAGUAUUAGUCUUUCUCAUAUGAUUAUUUAUAGUAAUAUUAGUUUACAAAAUCAAUUUUGUUAUUAUUCAAAUUCAAUUUAUGUUAUAUUUAUUUCUUUACAUAAUUUAAUUCUUUCAGGAUUUAUUUUACCUAUUCUAAUGGUUAUUUUUGGUUUAUUAACAUUAAGAAAUAUAAGAAUUAUUCGACAACGAGCACAUGCUCGUCGUGAUCAUAAACGACGAAAUCAUUAUUUAAGUCUAAUGCUUAUUAGUAAUGUAUUUGUUAGUGUUAUAUUUACAUUACUUUAUACAAGUGGUCUUAUAUAUAUAUCAUAUUUUAUACCAUCAAAAGAAAGUUCAUAUAGACAAAAAAUGCAAAUUCGAUUUAUAUCAUUUAUUGCAAUUAUUUUUUAUUAUACACAAUAUUCAGUAUCAUUCUAUGUUAAUAUUUUGACAUCUCAACGUUUUCGUUGUGAAUUAAAAAAGUUUUUACAUUCAAAAAGAAAACAAUUGACAACGAUACUUCGAUAUUAA